GGAAAUUGAAUUAGCAUCGUUUUCUGGCAACGCAAUUUCAACGGGAUAUGCAACGGGUUACAAGUGCGGUUUAAAUUUCCUUUUUUUAAUUUUUAGUGUAAAAUUUUGCUUUCACCGUGCUCUCUCCUUUAGGAUCUGUAUUUGUGCAUCUGGAAUGCAUUAUAAUGUUAAUUUUUCAAUUUUUGUAUCUUUAUUUGGAUCAUUUAUUACAUCCACAUAUGGCUUUUAUGUACCAGGUGUCGCCCCUGUUGAAUUUAAAAAAGGUGAAAGCAUUGAAGUUAAAGCUGUAAAAAUGACUAGUACUUUAACUCAGCUUCCUUAUGAAUAUUAUUCUCUUCCAUUUUGUCGUCCUAAAAAUGGUUCCAUUGUUUAUAAAUCAGAAAAUUUGGGUGAAGUUUUACGAGGUGAUCGAAUUGUCAAUACUCCUUAUGAAGUUCACAUGGCUGUAGAUCAGCCAUGUAGAGUAUUAUGUAAUAAUCCUAAGACUCCUCUUAACUGGUCUGUUGCUGAAUCUAAACUGGUAGCUAAUCGUAUUCAGCAUCAGUACUAUGUUCAUCUAUUGAUUGAUAAUCUGCCCUGUGCUACAAGAUUUGAAAUGUCUGAGAAUCAACCACAGUAUGAGCAUGGAUAUAGAUUAGGCUUUGUGGAAAAGGGAAUUCCGUACAUUAAUAAUCAUUUGAAAAUUAUACUGAAGUAUCAUACACAACCUGGGGAGAAUUACAGAGUUGUUGGAUUUGAAGUUGAGACCCGAAGCAUUGAUCUGUUGAGUUUGGAAUUUUCUGGAAAUACAUGUAGUUAUCCAGAAUUACAUAAAAGGCAGGCUGUCAAUGUUCAAGGGCCUACUAAACUAUUGUUUACUUAUGAAGUGAGUUGGGAAGAAAGUAACAUCCGUUGGGCAUCAAGGUGGGAUAUAUAUCUUGCUAUGACAGAUGUCCAGAUUCAUUGGUUUUCUACAAUUAAUUCAGUGGUUGUGGUCUUUUUCUUGUCAGGUAUUUUGACUAUGAUUAUCAUUAGAACUCUUCGAAGAGAUAUAGCAAGAUAUAAUAAAGAUGAAGAUAUGGAAGAUACUAUAGAAGAAACUGGGUGGAAACUUGUUCAUGGCGAUGUUUUCAGACCACCUAGAUAUCCUAAAUUGUUUGCUGCAGUUAUUGGCAGUGGAAUUCAGAUAUUUCUAAUGACAUUCAUUACAAUUUUUUUUGCAAUGCUUGGAAUGCUCUCUCCUGCUUCUAGAGGAGCUCUUAUGACUGCUGCCAUUUUCUUAUAUGUGUUUAUGGGGUGUGUUUCUGGCUAUUUUUCAGCUAGACUAUAUAAAACCUUAAGGGGAAUGCAAUGGAAAAAAGCUGCACUCUAUACUGCUACUCUUUACCCGGGUGUGGUGUUUGGAACAUGCUUCUUCUUGAAUUUCUUUAUUUGGGGAAAACAGUCAUCUGGAGCAGUUCCUUUUACGACAAUGUUAGCUCUACUAUGUAUGUGGUUUGGUAUUUCUUUGCCAUUAGUGUUCAUUGGUUAUUAUUUUGGGAUUAGAAAACAUCCUUAUGAACAUCCUGUGCGCACAAACCAAAUUCCUCGUCAGGUUCCAGAGCAAGUCUGGUAUAUGAAUCCAGUUCUUUGUACACUCAUGGCCGGAAUACUUCCAUUUGGUGCUAUGUUUAUUGAGCUAUUCUUCAUUUUUACGGCAAUUUGGGAAAAUCAGUUUUACUACUUGUUUGGUUUCCUGUUUCUGGUCUUUAUAAUUCUUGUUAUAUCAUGCUCCCAGAUAUCUAUUGUUAUGGUGUACUUUCAACUCUGUGGGGAGGAUUAUCAUUGGUGGUGGAGGUCUGUAAUAGUGUCUGGCGGAUCUGCUGUAUAUGUUUUUGCAUACUCUGUUUUCUAUUUUCUUACAAAGCUGGAAAUCACAGAGUUCAUUCCUACACUUUUGUAUUUUGGUUACACUGGUUUGAUGGUACUCACAUUUUGGAUUUUGACUGGAACAAUUGGAUUUUAUGCUGCGUAUUUCUUCAUAAGGAAGAUCUAUGGUGCUGUCAAAAUUGAUUGAUGCUUUGGAUACUAUAGCAUCUUUCAAAGUGCACAAACAUGAGCAGAUGAAAUUCAUUUACUGAAGUGAAGCUGUUGUAUAAUAAUUGAUUAAAGCAUUUCAUUUUGUAAAUAAAAUAAUUCAUUUUAGCAAUACUUGAAAAGAAAAUAUUUAUAUUUAUUCAUAGCAUCUGUUUAAUUAAAGACAUUUUAUUUGAUUAUUGA
Messenger RNA from Stegodyphus dumicola, 2238 nucleotides. It is a transcript of the gene TM9SF4, whose product is annotated as transmembrane 9 superfamily protein member 4. Gene Ontology annotation, biological process: protein localization to membrane. Gene Ontology annotation, cellular component: membrane. The record is from RefSeq and is a predicted model, not a curated record. Lineage: Eukaryota; Metazoa; Arthropoda; Arachnida; Araneae; Eresidae.